CCAAGUGCCGGCCGUAGCAAGCAAAACCCAGCCGGUGGUUCACAAUGCCGGCCAGCCUGCCCCUCGCCACCGUCUUACUUCUCCUCGCUGCGUCCGCCGCAGCCACUGGCGACGGCUACAGCGGCAGGAUGGUCAUCAUCGACGCCCCCGGGACAAGGGUCGCCGGUGCUCGUGACGGCAAGUGGCCGCGGCGCCUGGAGAACGACGUGGCGCCGGAGUUCCCAGCCGCCGGCAGCCUGCAGGGGGCGGACGGCGGCCACAUCUCCACCGGCGCCCUCCAGAAGGACAAGCCGGUGUGCCUGAGCGGCAACCAGUGCGCCACCCAGGCAAGAGGAGGGUCCUAUACCCGGCCGUGCACGUACCAGGGCCAAUGCCCCCAGUGACCGGCAGCUACGUGCCACGGUGUUACUGUGCGUGCGCUGCAGUUGCACCUUGCACGAGUAAACAUGCGUUUGUGACCGUGACGAACCGUGCAUGCUGUGUGUAUUAUCUUUCUUUUUUGGCGUUUAUAUCGAUCUUAGCUAAUUGUGUUGCGUUAUACGGCGGUUAAUAUCGUCUAUGAGUGCUACGGUGGUACCAAAUAUUUCGAUUUCUACUGUUAAAAUGAAAUCCGCCUGACUGUUGCGCAUCUAUUUCCAUUGGCACAACGAGCUGGAGAUGAA
Messenger RNA from Phragmites australis (common reed), 662 nucleotides. RefSeq lists its product as uncharacterized. Bases 45 to 383 code for a protein of 112 amino acids. The record is from RefSeq and is a predicted model, not a curated record. NCBI's taxonomy places the organism in Eukaryota, Viridiplantae, Streptophyta, Magnoliopsida, Poales, Poaceae. The transcript has a single exon.